AUGAGUCUCGAAACACUUUUGGAAGCAGCACGUUACGUUGAACAGCAAGAGAAGAAGAGGGAACGUGCUGCAAGUACAUCCUCUUCUUCGGAUCACUCUUUUGCCGUAGCACCUUACUCUAAUCAUCACAAUUCUAAUGAACCACGUGGUGCUAAACUCAAGAGAGAAAGAUCGGAGCCAGAUGACCUGUUUUGCGAGGAGAAAAUGCUUAUAAUUGAUGAAUUUAAAAAAAAAAUGGGAAUGCUGCUGAUGACGCAAGAUGGUGCACCACUGAUGAACUUUGCCGUGACAAAGCCGACCCAUAUUGGGUUGAAUAGUUGUACCAGCGGGGAAGCAAGAGUACCCGUUGAAGGUGCUGAUAUUAAUAUUGAUAACGAGACGGUCGGUAUGUGUAAGAGGUUUCCGGUCGUCGGGAUUAUCAGUGCAGAUAAUAAUUAUUUAAGAAUAAAUAAAAAUAAUAAUAUUGAAAAUGGCUGUGAGGAUGAUGAAGAGCUAGACUGCCGGAUGCCACCACCUCCGAAAAAAAAAUGGAUGCGACACUACCUGCUGGAAGAAGAUCCUCUGGACAUUGCCAGGUCUAAUGGGAACCACGCGACAGGUCUGAGGACCAGCCCGGUGAUUGCCAGCACUCGUUCUCUCGCAAGCCAAAAUUCCAUAACCCACAUUACUAGCCAUCCCCAGCACCAGCAGCACCCUCACCAUCAUCACAACUAUCAGCAGCCUCAAACUCAGAUCCAGCAUCACAAUAAUCACAACAGUGCUUCGCACAAUCAUUAUGUCGAUAAUUAUAAUUCUAAUCACACUGCUGGCAAUGGCGGCGCGUCUUUGUCUACCGAUGAGUCUGCUCAAGACAAUAAGAAGCAUCGAAAUGGACCGUGUGUAAUUAGAUCUGGAACAAGAGAAGUUCAUAAUAAAUUAGAGAAAAAUAGGCGAGCACAUCUUAAAGAAUGUUUCGAGUUAUUGAAGAAACAAUUACCAGCUCAAGAUGAAAAAAAAUCUUCUAAUUUAUCGAUUCUUCAUGCAGCCAACAGACACAUACAAGUCCUAGUGAGAAAGGAGAGAGACAACGAGCACGAGAUGGAGAAAUUGGCACGUGAAAAAAUAGCGUCUCAACAGAGGAUAGUUGCGUUGAAAAAAGAGCUGGCUGGUAGGUGGCCACAUCUUGAUUUUAGCCAGAUAUUAAAGGAACCAAAUCUUGCUGUUGAUACUUCUGGAUCUAAAAAUCCUGAAGCAAUGGAUGUUGAUGUAUCAGCGGGCUUAGCGCGUGGUGGUACCCGUUACAGCAGCACAAGUAGUCUGAGCAGCGCAGCAACAGCAAACUCACCCCAAAAUCAUCACCAGUCUACAAGUACCGUGACACAAUCAACAUCAAUGCAAAAUCAAACAGCAACGGCGGCUGUUGUUUGUCAAACACAAGGUUUGAAUCUUGCUCAAAGCUCUAGAGAAAGUCCUCCAACUAGUUCUAGUCCUGGAGCAUCAACACCUAGCAUUCCUACUCCUGCUCAGGAGAAAGUAGCGUCUCCAACAGUGGUACAGCAGCAACCGCAUCAACUCCAUUUACCGAUAAGUGCCCAGAUGUUAAACACGAGCCAGGGCUUGGCGACAAUAGUCCCUACGCUGCAACACCUCGGUCCGGGGCUGAGAGUCAUACCUGGAGACACACGGCAACUGCUGGUGACACACACCACUGGCAGCAAUGAGACGCGACCGCUGACAUUGGCUGUGCAAAACUCAACGGACCAGUCUCCGCGGCCACUUAUCGCAGUUCAAUCGCAAGCUGGCUCAGAUCCAAGACCAGUAGCCCUGGUGGUGCACUCGACGGCGGCGAAUGACAACCGCGUUACCUUUGUUCAUUCGAAUCUGUCUAAUCAAGAGCGACCGUUGGCUCUGGCUGUUCAGUCUGGUGCCAGCGAUGUUCGUCCUGUUACUUUUGUACACUCCGCAGCACAAACAAGAAUAAGAUCUGGAGAAACACAAACGACACACAAAAUCGGAGGAGUAACAUUAGUGGGUGGAAAUGGAUCCGAGUUAACGCGACUGCCCGGUGGAGCAGAAUUGAACAUUUUACCUGCAAAUGGUGUGUUUCGUUCCGUAAAAACGCAAUCACUUGCUGUUCAAGGAGGACUAACACUGAGCCACGCUGGAGUAUCACUGCAAACUUCAUCAGGAAAGCAAGGGGUGAUGCAAAACGUGCCUACCAGCGAAGGGAUCGCCCACAUAGUGGGCCAACACACAUCACUGUCUGGCCUAACACCCAUCGUAACACCAAUGACGGUGGUGUCUCAGGGCAACAACCAAGUAACUGCCCACAUUCUCGCCCCGUCUAACCUCACCGGGAAGAUGAUCACCACGCCGAUUCUCAAGUCUGUUGGGCAAGUGCCGCUAGUUAAUGCCCAGUAUCUAAACACAACGACAAUCGUUAAACCCGUUGUUGUCGUCAGUACGUCAGCCAACGCAACAUCACCCACAAUAACUUCCACAACACAGCCUUCCGUAACGAGUAAUUCUACUGUCUGA
Cotesia congregata is the source of this 2517-nucleotide messenger RNA. The record is from the annotation of a GenBank genome assembly. Lineage: Eukaryota; Metazoa; Arthropoda; Insecta; Hymenoptera; Braconidae.